Messenger RNA from Lycium ferocissimum, 1809 nucleotides. RefSeq names its product mitogen-activated protein kinase kinase 2. Gene Ontology annotation, molecular function: ATP binding; protein serine/threonine kinase activity. The transcript is spliced from 9 exons. Gene Ontology annotation, biological process: protein phosphorylation. The record is from RefSeq and is a predicted model, not a curated record. Bases 323 to 1396 code for a protein of 357 amino acids. Gene Ontology annotation, cellular component: cytoplasm. Lineage: Eukaryota; Viridiplantae; Streptophyta; Magnoliopsida; Solanales; Solanaceae.
AAAAGAGUGAUCUUUAACUAGAAUACAAAAAUAGCCAGUUGCCUGGAAGCAAUUUCAACUUUGAUCCAUCAAAAUUUCCAUAAAAAACAAAACUUUAAGAAGAAUUACGAAAACCCCAGUUGCCUGGAAGCAGCUUUCAUUUUGGUUGUUCAAGAUUUCCAUAAAAGAGUGAACUUUUAAGUAGAAUUCAAGAACCCCAAGUUGCCAAAAGAAGCAUUUUUCCUUCAAGAUAUCUAUAAAAGAGUGAACUUUUAAGAAGAAUUCAAGAACCCCAAGUUGCCAAAAGAAGCAAUUUUUUACUGUGUUUUUGCAAGAUUUAGUUAUGAAGAAAGGAUCGUUUGCUCCUAAUCUUAAACUUUCUCUUCCACCUCCUGAUGAAGUUAAUCUCUCCAAAUUCCUGACUGAAUCAGGGACAUUUAAGGAUGGGGAUCUUUUGGUGAAUAGAGAUGGAGUUCGAAUUGUCUCGCAGAGUGAAGUUGCAGCUCCUACAGUUAUACAGCCAGCAGACAACCAGUUAUGCUUAGCUGAUUUUGAAGCAGUUAAAGUUAUUGGAAAGGGAAAUGGUGGUAUUGUGCGGCUGGUUCAGCAUAAAUGGACUGGGCAAUUUUUCGCUCUCAAGGUUAUUCAGAUGAAUAUUGAAGAGUCCAUGCGCAAGCAUAUAGCUCAAGAACUGAGAAUUAAUCAGUCAUCCCAGUGUCCAUUUGUUGUCGUAUGCUAUCAGUCAUUCUUUGAUAAUGGUGCUAUCUCAAUCAUUUUGGAGUAUAUGGACGGUGGCUCCCUAGCAGAUUUUCUGAAAAAAGUCAAUACAAUACCCGAACGGUAUCUUGCUGCCAUCUGCAAACAGGUUCUCAAAGGCUUGUGGUAUCUUCAUCAUGAGAAGCAUAUUAUUCACAGGGAUUUGAAACCUUCGAAUUUGCUAAUCAAUCACAGAGGUGAUGUCAAAAUCACCGACUUUGGUGUGAGUGCAGUACUGGCAAGCACAUCUGGACUGGCUAAUACCUUUGUCGGCACAUACAAUUAUAUGUCUCCAGAGAGAAUUUCAGGAGGUGCCUAUGGUUACAAAAGUGACAUUUGGAGCUUGGGUUUAGUUUUGCUCGAGUGUGCAACAGGUCAUUUCCCAUAUACCCCACCCGAGGGAGAUGAAGGAUGGGUUAAUGUUUAUGAACUUAUGGAAACUAUAGUUGACCAACCAGCACCUUGUGCACCUCCUGACCAAUUUUCUCCUCACUUCUGCUCAUUCAUAUCUGCGUGUGUCCAGAAGGACCAGAAGGACAGAUUGUCAGCAAAUGAACUCAUGAGUCACCCUUUCAUCACCAUGUACGAUGACCUGGAUGUUGAUCUUGGAUCUUACUUCACAUCCGCAGGACCUCCAUUGGCAACACUCAAUGAGCUAUAAUUGAUUUUCUAGAAUGCCUUGCAAGUGAUGGUCAUCAACCAGAACUUUGGCCAAGUAGCUUUUCUAAUUGUGAGUUUGUGACUUUCCAAAAAUUAAAAGCCUUUUGAGGAGGCGCCGAGAACCAAGUGAAGCAGAUGCAGCCAUAAUUGUACUUCUCAAGCUUGCGUUAGGUAGCGUUGGGUGUGUAACUAUGACAUUUUCUUUUAAUAUAUUAUAUUCAAGGGAACAAGUAGUCCAGAUAUCCCUCUUCAUAGGGCUCAUUUUUUACAUUAAUCCUGGGUGCAAGUGUUUUGGUUUACAAUUUGACCUCUAUCUUUUGGCACAUAAACUUGUUUAUUGUUAGUGUUGUAUUGAUUGUAAAAUUAUUGAGCUCUCAUUUCUCCUAAUGAUCAAUUUAGAGACCUUUCAAUGAA